CGAGGAGUUCAAGAUCGUAAGUCUUAGCAAAAAUCAAAAACUUCAGGGGGGUAAAACGAAAUCUUUCCAAUCUAUUUAAUGGUCUGCCUGUCGCUGUUCAGUCAUUCCACCCCAGAGGGAACGGAUAUCCCUCCCAAACCCCCCUUUACGCCAAAACCCUAAUGACCAUGGCCGAGACCAGUGAAGAGGCCGAAUCCCAAACCCUAGAAGGAUCCAUCCCCAGUCCUCUGCUUCCCUCGAAGCGCAAGCCUGAUGCCGAAUUCCCUGAGGAAGGAGAGGGGGAGCCGGAGAAGAAGCUGAAGCAUCAGAAGCCGGAGAUCGCAUCUGGCCCUGUUCCGCAACCCCAAGAUGCAGCCAACAGUGAAGACGGACAGAAUGAGGAAACGAUGGCUGACCCUAAUGGGGCCGUCAAGAGGAAGGGUGCGCUAACGGCGGUGGACAAAGGGAAAGGAAUACUGGUGGAGGAAGAGGAGGAAGAGGACGACGACAGCGAUGGCAGAGAUGAAAGCAGCGGCGGAGAUAGUGACGACGCGGUUGGAGGGGAGGAGGGUGAUGACAGCGAUUUCGUGGAUGAUCCACUGGCAGAGAUCGAUCUUGAUAACAUCCUUCCUUCGAGGACGCGUCGGCGGGAACCUCCUCCUCCAGGGUCUUAUUUCGACCCCGAUCAGGGUGGAGAUGAUAGUGAUGACAGCGAAUGAGGUGUAAUGCGGCUUUAAAGAGGGAAGUAGAAGUUGGCGGAUAAGAUCGUGUAACAGCCAGUUGUUCAUUCCCUUUAGAAUUGUGAUGUUUGCAGCUCACCAGUGACAAUCAACACUGUUGAUUUGUUUGUCAUUUCCCUUAGCUUUUCUCAUCCUAUGCAUUUUAGUAUUAGGUGCAAUAUAUUUUUUCUCUUAUCAUUUUCUACGGAUUGAUUAAUAGCAAUCAACACGCUAGAGUGGCAGUUAUACCUCUGUGUUUGCUAUUUUCCAGGGUAUAGAUAAAAUUCCAUCAAAUCCGGUUAUAUAAAAAUCUAGUUUGAACUCGACUA
Molecule: messenger RNA, 1027 nt
Organism: Zingiber officinale
Lineage: Eukaryota; Viridiplantae; Streptophyta; Magnoliopsida; Zingiberales; Zingiberaceae
Product: pescadillo homolog
Exons: 2
Coding region: 162-698 (178 amino acids)
Source: RefSeq, a predicted model, not a curated record